This is a messenger RNA of Trichoderma asperellum CBS 433.97, 1413 nucleotides long. RefSeq lists its product as uncharacterized. Gene Ontology annotation, molecular function: tRNA-guanosine(34) queuine transglycosylase activity. NCBI's taxonomy places the organism in Eukaryota, Fungi, Ascomycota, Sordariomycetes, Hypocreales, Hypocreaceae. The record is from RefSeq and is a predicted model, not a curated record.
AUGUCUGGCCGAAGGAUUUUCGAGCUCAUAACCUCUGCCGCCGCCGAUGGAUCUGCAGCACGGCUCGGGAAGAUAUCUCUUCCUGGCAGAAAAGCCAUCGAGACACCGAAUUUCUUUGCAGCCACCUCUCGCGGCUCAGUGCCUCAUCUCACUCCUGACAAUCUCAGAAGACACACUCCUGUGAGUGGAGUUUACAUGGCGCUUGAAGAAUUCAUCGAGAAAAAGGAGCCCCCUGUUCAGCACACCCCUGUUAGGGAGACUUCACGUCGUCUGCAUAGCUUUACGGCUCUGCCUUCCAAUACAGUUUCAAUAUUAGGCCCUCGAAGAUGUGCAGCAGUCGCAACUCCUUUCGGAAAUACUCCAAAAACAAUCACGGUCUUCACAUCCACUGGCUUUCGCAAUGUAACGGUGCCGGAGUUUACGUCUUACAUUCAGGCGCUGCAACCUGACAUUGUGCUACCGCUGGCCGACAUACCAAAUGUUAGCGCAACGCCUUCGUCCAAAAAGCUUGCACGAAUGGUGGACCGGACAGAAGUGUGGCUAGACGAAUUCUUUGACCGUAUGGAUCUAUCUAAAUCAUCAGACUCUUUGGGUAGCUCGGUGUUUGCCCCAGUGCUUCCAGUGGACCACCCUAUUCAAUGGGACUAUCUCAGACAUCUAUCUGAAGAUGUGCUUGAUAAGCUAUCAGGGCUGGCAGUCUACGAUACAAAUAUCCUCCCGGACCUUGUCAACUACCCUUCAUUGGCACCUCUUCCCAAGUUGUCUAUGGAUCCUCCAAAGACCCCGCAAGAGGUCUUGCGUCAAAUUUUCCUUGGUAUCGAUAUUUGCACAUUAAUGUUUGUCAACAGCACUUCUGAUGCUGGUGUGGCCAUGACAUUCUCUUUCCCACCUCCUAGUGUUGAUAAGGUCCAGCCGCUUGGAAUCAACAUGUGGUCUUCUGAGCAUAACACGGCCGUGGUGCCCCUCUUAGAAGGCUGCCAGUGCUAUACUUGCACAAAGCACCACAGAGCAUAUCUUCGCCAUCUCCUUAACGCAAAGGAAAUGCUGGGCUGGAACCUCUUGCAGAUACAUAACCACCAUGUCGUCAACGAAUUCUUCGCUGGCAUUCGCGAGGCCCUUGGCAAAGGACAAGCUGCAUUUGAGGAUGCCAUGCACAAAUUCGCCGCUGCUUAUGAACCCCUGUUCCCUGAAGGGACUGGAGAAAGACCUAGAGCGAGAGGAUAUCAUUUCAAGAGCGAGGCUGGCUCGGAGAAGAUUAACAAGCCGGCCUGGAUAGAUUUGGAUAAAGGGGCCGGAGUUACUGAGAUUACGAGUGUUGUGGAGAGUGGCACGCCUAGCAGUGAAAGUCAGGAUGUGACGCCGGCGGAAGUGAUUAAUGUAGAGGCAGCUGCGGCGGCGUUGAGCUUGAGUUAG